Messenger RNA from Sebastes umbrosus (honeycomb rockfish), 1510 nucleotides. It is a transcript of the gene lratd2a, whose product is annotated as LRAT domain containing 2a. NCBI's taxonomy places the organism in Eukaryota, Metazoa, Chordata, Actinopteri, Perciformes, Sebastidae. Bases 450 to 1277 code for a protein of 275 amino acids. The record is from RefSeq and is a predicted model, not a curated record. The transcript has a single exon.
GGAGAGAGUCACUGUUGGUGAUGCGGAGCUCCAGAUCUGCCUUCACUUCACCGCCGGACGGACGGAUCUCUCUCUAGUACCGCUGCUGCUGCUGCUGCUCGGUGCUGCUGCUCGGAGCAGCGCGCUGGGGACUAACGAGGAUUUGAAUUUGAACCGUUGUCAUGACAGCCGGCAGACGGAACUUUACGCCUGGAGCCAGCAGGUGAGUCUACGAGGCUAACUACACCUAACGGAGCAUUUGAAACCAGUUUGUCUCCCCCUCCCAACUCCACUUGUUGGAGUUGAUGUGGCACUAAACAGGCAGUCACACCACGGAGACAUACUGAUGCGUAAUUUGGAUAUAAAAGCCCUGUCCGUCGGCAUGGCGACAGAAGUUUUGUGUCAGUUGGCGGUGAUGUUUGUCGGCCGGUAGCAGCUCGUUGCAUCAGAUCACAUUACACAGGAGCGGCAUGGGGAACCAGAUGGACAAGCUGUCUCAUCUAAGUUACGCAGAAGUUCCCACGGUGGACCCGAACGGAGUGGACACGGAGGACUGUCCGCGCAUCGGCGUCUCGUACAUCUUCUCCAACGACGACGACGAGCUGGAGGACGUCUGCGCUGUCGACGGCUCCGAUAGAGAGCCGAAGAACCAGGAAGAGAAGCAGUACGACCAGAGAGACGAGGUGGAGUGCUCCGUGUACUACAGAGACGAGUGCAUCUACGAGAAGAGCGGCAAGUGCAACAACCUGGAGGUUUACUCUCCGGAGAAUCUACUAAACAAGUGCAAAGCGGGUGAUUUGGUGGAGUUUGUGGCUACAGGUCAGUUCCCACACUGGGCUGUGUACGUUGGAGACUUCCAGGUGGUGCAUCUGCACAGAGCCGAGGUGAAAAACAGCUUUCUGACGGAUGCAAGUCAAGGCAGGAGGUGUAGGAUUGUGAACGAGUUGUACACAUUCAAAGCUCUGGGUGCAGAUAUGGUUGUGCAGAAUGCGAUGGAGCAGGUGGGAUUAAAGGAUGGAGAGCUGAGCUGGAGGAACUCUGAGGGUUUUGCAGCCUGGUGCAGGUUUGGCAAGAGGGAGUUCAAGAUGGGAGGGGAGAUCCGGAUAGGCAAACAGCCCUACAGGUUGAAAAUAUGCAUGUCUGAUAAACAUUCGCACAUGCUGGAGUUUCAGAGCUUGGAGGACAUGAUCAUGGAGAAGAGGAGGAACGAUCACCUGGGCAGGACAGCAGUGUUGCAGGAGCUGGCCACUCACUUCAGCAGCGUGGAGGAGAUAAAGAGUGAGCCAGGAGCUGACUGAUGAUGGGAUGCUCCUCAAAAUAAACUGCUUUUGCAAAGUAGAGUAGCCUUUACCAAACAUAAACUGUUACACCCCCUGCUUUAAUCUAUAGCAAGCCUUCACUCCUUCAUUUUUUUAUUAUUAUUAAAGGGACAGUUUGUAACUUUCAGAAAUGCUUGUUAACAGCGACACCUGUGGCCGCUAAAUCAACAGGAAGUCAGCGUCGGGCUAGCGCUUGUGCUCGCUCUACAUAG